Ostrea edulis (European flat oyster) is the source of this 1465-nucleotide messenger RNA. RefSeq names its product polyunsaturated fatty acid 5-lipoxygenase-like. The record is from RefSeq and is a predicted model, not a curated record. The coding region runs from base 41 to 1141 and encodes 366 amino acids. The transcript is spliced from 8 exons. Lineage: Eukaryota; Metazoa; Mollusca; Bivalvia; Ostreida; Ostreidae. Gene Ontology annotation, biological process: lipid oxidation. Gene Ontology annotation, molecular function: protein binding; metal ion binding; oxidoreductase activity, acting on single donors with incorporation of molecular oxygen, incorporation of two atoms of oxygen.
GACACACUGGUACACUGUGUUUACAGUCUAACGGUCUGCAAUGACAACUUAUGAAGUUAAGGUAAAGACUGGCGACAAGAAGGGGGCAGGCACAGACGCUAACGUUCACAUAAUUUUACUGGAUGGAUCUGGAAAGCAAACCAAACCUGCUGUUCUAAAUAAUAGGUUUAAAGAUGACUUUGAACGAGGGAAAAUAGACGUCUUCACAUUUCUAGAUCAAACAGAUAUUCCUGAAGUAACCGACAUCCAGUUGCGAAGAGACGAAGCAGGAUUGUUCAGUGAUUGGUUUGUUGAAAAAGUGGAGGUGACCAAUCAGAACAGUAGAAAGACCUCUGUCUUUCCGAUUCUUCGGUGGGUUCCCUCUGGAGUUGAUAUUUACUUCAGACAAUACGAUACAUUUUUACCCCAAUCUGAUCCACGGCCAGAUCAGCGAAAUCUUGAACUUGAGGAAAAAAGGAAAUUUUACGAAUAUGAAGAGAAAACACCUGGAUUACCUGUUCAGGUUAAGAAGGUCCCUAAGGAUGAAGUGUUUUCUGGUCAGAUAGAGUGGCAUUUGCUGAAAAGUAAAAUCACCAUGAAAUACAGUAAGACCAUAGAAGUUAUAUUUGGUGAUGGAUCGUGGGAAACUAUAAAGGACUUAAAGAGCGUCUACUCCACGCCAUUUGAAAAUCCAAAGGAAAUGGAGGACUGGGAAAGCGAUGUCAGCUUUGGAUGGCAACGACUAAACAGCGUUAAUCCCAAUCUCAUUCGGCUCUGCUCAGAGAUACCGGACAAAUUUGGUGUGACGGAAGAGAUGAUCAAGCCUUUUCUGGAAGGUCUGACGUUGUCUCAAGCCAUCAACGACAAACGUCUGUUUAUCAUUGACCUCAAUAUUCUGGAAGGAAUUUCAGUGGUCGACGGAUAUGUUUGCCCCGUCCCUAUUGCACUGUUCUUUGUGGAUGGUAAAGGACAGUUGAUGCCAGUGGCUAUACAACUCUUCCAGCAGAAGGGACCCGACAACCAGGUUUUUCUUCCCAGUGACCCUCCGUAUACUUGGCUGAUUGCAAAAAUGUGGUACAACGUGGGCGACUCAAAUUACCACCAGGCCAUAACCCAUUUAGAGUACUUGUGGGUGGCAUCAGAGUGGUGUAUAACAGAUUAAUUUUUGGAUGACUGUUCACUGGAUAUGAAUAUUUCCGCUUUCCAUUUUUGUUGGUGAAGCAACUGUCUAUGAUGUCAAAAGGCCUAGUGUUUAAUUUAUUGUGAGGACAGUUGGUGUAAAGUGUUGCAAAGGCAUAUGUUUUGAUGUUGAUUAGAGAAAGGCUUUGUGAUAUCAAGUUUACUAAAAGUUCUUUAGAAACUGUUUCGUAUUUCGUUUUCCAAUACAAUGGUGCCGCACGAGAAAAAUAAUCUAUAAGUGCUGACAAAUUCAAAAACUUCUAAAUUAUAAACACUGCCAUUUUACACGUGUAAAUGAUGAGAAACA